GCCAUUGUGAGCGUUCCCUGCAGAGAUGCGUGUUUGGGAUUGCGAGGAGAGGAGCGUGUGAGAGCAGAGCGGUCACCGACGGGGCUAGGAAGAGCGCUGGCAAACCUGGGUCGGCAUGGCGACGGAGGUCAUAGGGGACGAGGCUGUCUUUUACUCCAAGGCUGAGAAGUACUGGAAGGACGUCCCGCCCACGGUGGACGGCAUGCUGGGAGGCUACAGCAGCAUCUCCAACAUCGACAUCCACGGUUCCAGGAAGUUCCUGCAGAGGUUCCUGGGGGACGGCUCUGGUAAGACAGGGACGCAGUGCGCGCUGGACUGCGGUGCUGGGAUUGGCCGCAUCACCAAGCGCCUCCUGCUGCCCCUGUUCAAGACCGUGGACAUGGUGGACGUGACCAACGAGUUCCUGGUCAAAGCCAAGAGCUACCUGGGGGAAGACGGCCGGCGUGUGGACAACUACUUCUGCUGCGGCCUGCAGGACUUCCAGCCCCAGCCGGGCCGCUACGACCUCAUCUGGAUCCAGUGGGUGAUAGGUCACCUGACGGACGAGGCGCUGGCGGGGUUCCUGCGGCGCUGCAGGGCGGGGCUGCGCCCCCACGGGAUGGUCUGCAUCAAGGACAACGUGGCUCACGAGGGCGUGGUCAUGGACGAGGUGGACAGCAGCGUGUGCCGAGACCUGUCCGCGCUGCGCCGCAUCAUCAGGGAGGCCGGCUUCAGCGUGGUGGCAGAGGAGAGGCAGGAGGGUUUCCCAGAGGAGAUCUACCAGGUCCAGACGCUCGCCCUCCGAUAGGACAGGCAGGACCGGGGCUGUGUCAGACCUCAGAGUGGCGAAGGCGGGCUGCACAGCAUGCAUCCCUUCGAGCGGUGUGCGUGGGGGGGGGGGGUAUUAGGGGUUGGGCAGUAAAUUUGAAGUGCCUGCCACAACAGUGGCAAUAGGGUGAAGCCAGCACGGCACGGACUCUGUCACCUGGAUUCACGUUUGGCCAACGCUGUCCUCUUUUGAAGUAUAUGCAAGUGACCUGCAAUGUGUUCUGGGAAAUGUAGUUUCCCUACGGCUGCCAAUUGGUGUGUGGCUGCAAGUCUCUUUGUGAUUGGAUAGCCCCAGGGAGCAUGCUCAGAAUGGUAAGAGAUCAUGGCUUCAGUGAACAGGUUGAAACGGUCAGGAACACACACCUGAAAUCAUUUUACAGAUACCGUAUGUAACUUAUCAAUGAAUAAGUAUUUAAAAAAAAAAAAAAAAAAAUCAGGUUUUGUAAGAUAUGUAAGAUGCCAAAGUUGCUUUUUUUUUUUCUGAAUGUCCAUUAAAUAAUUACAGAAACAA
Molecule: messenger RNA, 1318 nt
Organism: Polyodon spathula (Mississippi paddlefish)
Lineage: Eukaryota; Metazoa; Chordata; Actinopteri; Acipenseriformes; Polyodontidae
Gene: ntmt1
Product: N-terminal Xaa-Pro-Lys N-methyltransferase 1
Exons: 4
Coding region: 116-787 (223 amino acids)
Biological process (GO): N-terminal protein amino acid methylation
Cellular component (GO): cytoplasm
Molecular function (GO): N-terminal protein N-methyltransferase activity
Source: RefSeq, a predicted model, not a curated record